Messenger RNA from Didymodactylos carnosus, 816 nucleotides. The record is from the annotation of a GenBank genome assembly. Lineage: Eukaryota; Metazoa; Rotifera; Eurotatoria; Philodinida; Philodinidae.
UCAAAUAUAACUAGUAUUAAUGUUACAACAAGUGAUCAAAUCAAUGAUGAAACAAAAGAUAUAUCAGUUGAAAAUAUUAGUCAAAAUUUUGAUGAAGUUAUUGUUCGUGAUAGUGGUCAAUUUGAAGAUACAAAUACACAUACACAUGAAUCUGUUGAUGAUAUGCUAUGUUAUUAUACAAAAUUAGAUGCAGUAAUGGAUGAUUACUGUAAACAUUUUAGUGUAAUUAAUAUAAAUAGUGUUCCUCGUUCAUUUGUUGCUAUACGUAAUAAUUUAUCAAAUGUAUCAGUUGACGAUGAUUGUUAUAAUUGUAAAAAUAUAAUGAAUAAUCGUGAUCAAUGUCAAACCAAUGGAUGUGAACAAAAUGAUUAUAAUGUUACUCCACCGCAUAUAUUUUAUAAACUAUCAAUUAUAUCACAAUUAAAAAAUUUAUUCGUAAUACCAAAUUUAUAUAACAAAAUGUGUGAUGGUAGAAAGCAAGUUAAAAAAAGAAGCAAAAUGAUUAAUGAUAUAUAUGAACAAGAAAAUGAUGAUUGUUUUACUUUUACAAUGAAUACAGAUGGAAUACAGUAUGUUGUGGUUGAUGCUAAUACAUCAGUUAUUGAUGAUAGUAAUAUAUGUGUCGUUAUCGGUGAUGAAUCAUAUUUAAUGGAAAAUUUAUUAGUUGCUGGCAUUUGGCCAGGUCCACAUACACCAGAUCAAAAAAUAUUUCAAUCAAUAUUAGCAUCCAUUGUGGAUGAAUUAAAUGAAUUAGAAACUGGUCAAGAAUUUUCUAUUGAUGAUUUAAAAUCAACAAAAAAACAGAAUGUUUUUUAA